This is a messenger RNA of Puntigrus tetrazona (Sumatra barb), 3418 nucleotides long. Its product is annotated as arf-GAP with Rho-GAP domain, ANK repeat and PH domain-containing protein 1. The transcript is spliced from 23 exons. The record is from RefSeq and is a predicted model, not a curated record. NCBI's taxonomy places the organism in Eukaryota, Metazoa, Chordata, Actinopteri, Cypriniformes, Cyprinidae. The coding region runs from base 139 to 2958 and encodes 939 amino acids. Gene Ontology annotation, molecular function: GTPase activator activity. Gene Ontology annotation, biological process: signal transduction.
GUCAUGUGUCAUUCGUUCAGUUGUUGACUAGUAGGUUUAAGUUCACCUGACUUUAACCCAACCCAUGAGCGCGUGCGAGCGGAGGAACCGGUAAAACACGGUGAAACCUCUUCAUUCCUCCAGAAGAACAUCACCGAGAUGUCGGACCCUCCUGAUAUCAUACCCGUGCCGAAGCCACGAUCCAGAUAUUUUCUGUUAGAUGCGGGACAGCCGUCGUCUAGUGAACGAAAUGUCCAGUCGUCUUGUCCAGACGUUACAGCUGAAACACAGACAGAAUCUGAAGUAGAAACCAUUAUCAGACGCGAGGUUAAUGUGGAUGACUUCAUCCCUGCACCUCCUGAUCCUCAACAUGCGUCGCCAGAGUCGCUCUCAGUUAGUUCCAGUCCGUCUCCAGAUGCGGCGAGAGCUCCUGAUUCAGCGUUUUCUGAGGACAGGCCGGCGACUCCAGACUUGCUCAGCAACGAUCACAGUUUCACAGAUCAGGGGAUGGAUGUUCGGACAGACGUUUGCACCAAUGGAGAGAUCCAUCAAGCUCCUAAAUCACCGGAUCUUCAGAACAAACCUGACAGACCCAAUAAACCAAGGGCUGCAACUAUUCGUGUGAGCAGAAAGAAGCAGACGUUAUCAGGGCCGCGGCAGAAAGCCGGCGCGUCUCACAGUGAGUGUGCGGUGGCACAGGCCAGCUGGCUCGACGUAUGGAAGGGACGCAAGCACACUGUUCUGUGGACCACUCAUGAUGGACACGUCAUCUCAAUGUGGAAAAAGCGCACAGACAAGUUCACAGAAUACGUGUUUCACGUAACAAGCAUCACUAACAUACGUGAGCAGGAUCAUGGGCGCUUCUCCAUCCAUUUACAGAAGAAGCACUUUGAAUUCAUGGCUAACAGUGAGGCGGUGCGGAAGCUCUGGUUGACGUCUCUCUAUGCCAGUCGAGGAAAGGAACCGAUGGCUGCGCCCAAACAACACGGACCGCUGGUCAUGAAAGACCCGCGGAAAAAGGUGUACACUGCUAUCCGCGGACACUCCCUUUGGAUAUACAGCAGCAAAGAGGACUUCAGCAUAGGUCUUGGCAUGAUGUGCGUGUCUAUGAAUAUAGCGUCUGUGAAGGCGACGGGCCGUCACAGCUUCACUCUCAUUACUCCAUACAGGACCUUCAAUUUCUCUGCAGACUCCGCUAAGGAGACGGCAGCGUGGCUGGAGAGUCUGAACGACGUGAUCCGCAGCGCUCUGUCUCACAGCGAGGUGGCUCACCAACUCUGGUCCAGUCCCUGUAAUAAGGUUUGCGGCGACUGUGGGGCGGCCAACCCAGAGUGGGCAUCGGUGAACCUGCUGGUGGUCAUCUGCGAGGCCUGCGCUGGAGCGCAUCGAUCCAUGGGCAGCAACCGGUCCAAAGUGCGAGGUCUCAAACUAGAUAAUAAGGUUUGGACAGAGCCUUUAAUUCAGUUGUUUGUGCUGUACGGAAAUACAGCCUCCAGCAGGGUUUGGGGUCACAACAUCCCUCCGAUGGAGCAGAUCGGCCCGAACGUCUCUCCGGAUCAAAGGCUGGAGUUUGUCCUCGCCAAAUACAGCAAAGGACUUUACCGCAAAGCUCACCCGCUCGCUGCGAACCAGAAGCUGCUUGACCAGAGGCUGCGGGAGGUGGUUUGUGGAGCCGAUGUGGAGGAGACUCUGUCUCUGCUGUGCUCCGGAGCGAGGGUUUCGUGCAGCGGCACAGAUCCCGAGCUCCGGUCGGCCAUCAUGGAGGCCGAGAGCGCUGGACAGGCCCUGCAGACCGAACUACUCCGACACAACGAGUUUGUGGAGCCACCCGACUUUGAGCAAACAAAACGUUCAGAGGAGCAGAUAGAAGAGCUCCACGGAAAGCUGGAUGAGGAGCGUUUCUUGUUCUCGCAGGAGAACGAGUCUGCGGCCUGCGACGUGCUGGAUUUGAAUGAAGUCAUCUCAGUGUUCGACCGCUCUUCAGGGCAAACCCAUGAGUUUGAGGUGUUAUCCCUGACGGAGCGACUGAUCUGUACGGCGGGCGGACGAGACGUCCUCCUCAGUCACAUGCUGCACAUCAUGAAGGUAGUGCUGGCGGGGGCCGUGCCGGACGAGGAUCUGCCGGGCGUCCGGGCCGUGUCCAGGGCCUCUAUACGUCAGGGAGCGGCUCUCCAGAGCGCCGAGGUGUGGUGCACCCUGCAGGACGGAGAGAUGAGCGUCCACCGCGGACACGGCUCCUCGGACACGCUGGCGCUGGACAACCGGACCCGCUGCCAUCUGCAGCGCUCGGAGAACUGCAUCCUGCUGGAGCUGCCCGAGCGGACGUUACACAUGAAGUUUGAGCUGGAGCACAGCUGCGUUCGGUGGCAUGAGCUGGUGCUGAGGGCCCUGCGCUCGAGCACAGAUGGGCCCCGGCGCUCAGGGGCCGUGCCCUGCUCUGUAGAGCGCUGUAUCUCUCACAUCACACAGUACGGGCUGAAGGUGGAGGGUUUGUACCGGCGCUGCGGGGUCCUUCCUCAGAUCAGUAGACUGGUGGACGCUCUGGGUGUUUCUCCGAGAGAAACGCUUCUGGGAACGGACGAGCUCUCCAUCCUGGACGUCUCGGGAGCUCUGAAGCAGAUCCUGCGGCAGAGCUGCCAGCUCAUACCGGACGCUCACAAGCCGCUCUGGCUCAAAGCCGCCGUCCUGUCAGACGGAGAUCAGAGACUGCAGACGUACCGCAGACUGCUCAGACGACUUCCUCCAGACAGCCGCGUGACUCUGGCCGCUCUGUGCCGACACCUGCACACGGUUCAGACGCACAAUCAGGAGAACCUGAUGACGGCUCAUAACCUGGCCGUGAUAUUUGUGGUCACGCUGUUCCAGGAGCUGGCCAUGAACACAGGCUUGGUCCACCUCACCAAAGAGCUGAUCCUGCGCCACAGCGAGAUCUUCACGAAUCACGUGGAGACAGACAGAGAGAUCAUCACCGUACUGUGAGGAGCUCCCCGUCAGCACCACCAUGACUGCAUGAACAAAUGACUGUAAUAAUGUAGCAGUGAAUGGGUGCCGUCAGAAUAAGAGUCCAAACUGCUGAUAAGAACUUAAUAGUCCACCAAUGAAUGCAUUGAGAAGAAAAAAAGCUGCCUGGUGAAUCUGAGAUCCUCUUUAGAUGCAAGUGGGGUUUUGAUACCAACACGAGGAGGGGAUCAAGAAAAGAAGACAAGCCCACUAUCAAUGGGUGAAGAAGAGUUGAAUGCUUCAAGAGAUGCGUCCACGGUCUUUAAUGUCACAAUAUAUUAACUUCAAUCGUUCUUAUCAUGCAGGCCAUAAAAUGUCCGGUGGUACAGAUAUAAUGAAGGACAGACUGCGUUCCAGAGUGUGUUAUGCUUUUAUCGUUACUCAGGAUUACACAAGCUUUUGUAUUUAUGAAUAAAUGAGUUGAAACAGGUGCAUUUCA